Messenger RNA from Clarias gariepinus (North African catfish), 5634 nucleotides. RefSeq names its product leukocyte receptor cluster (LRC) member 8 (gene leng8). Lineage: Eukaryota; Metazoa; Chordata; Actinopteri; Siluriformes; Clariidae. The record is from RefSeq and is a predicted model, not a curated record. The transcript has 15 exons. Bases 505 to 2799 code for a protein of 764 amino acids. Gene Ontology annotation, cellular component: nucleus.
ACAGGCAGCCAUUUUGUUUUAGGUGUUGACUUUCUUCUCGACGUCGUAUCUUACGAUGGAUUAAACCUGUUAUAUUCUGUUUGCUUACGUAGUUUUAUAAUUUUUUUAAUGACCCUUUUUCCUGUAUUAAACUGACAAAUUAUUUUCAAGGUGUAAUUGCGAUUAUUUUUUUAGUAAAGCCGAUAGCUUGUUGGCUAACUGGCCAUUUUUUGAGCAGCCUCUUUAGCCAGCCUGCUAGCACAGCGAGUUAGCCCGCAGCAAAAUGGCGACCAAUGCGACACCGCAGACCUCGACUGCGACUUGGUAAUUUAUUUGCUUCAUUUCAGGCCAUAUGGGGGCAGCACUACAACAGAGGCGCCUGUUCAUGAAAACCCGGAAUGGGAGAAAGCAAGACAGGCGCUAGCCUCCAUCAGCAAGAGCCAGAGCUCCAGCAAGACAUCUGCAAAUAACCACACCAACCCACAGGUGGGACAGUAUCCAUCACCAGUGACUGACCCUUCAACAAUGCAGCAGCAACAGCCGUACUAUCAGUGGUACCCACAGAACCAGCAACAGUAUGCAGGAUACACUUACCCCUACAACUACUACUACCACCCUGUGCCUCCGUAUGGAGGAGUAUAUCCCCCUGGUCAGUAUGGUGUCCCAGGACCCUACCAACAACCCACAACUCCCACUGCACAGCACCCCGGCAUGGCGGGAUUGAAGGAGCAGGGGUCUGGCUACCCAUGUGACACACAGCCUACACCUCCUGAUGUACCCCAGCCUCCGCCACAAAGCCCCACAGGGACAGAACAGCCGCCUCCUCCUCCACCCCCUCCUAUUCCGCCACCACCCAACUCUCAAUACCCUCCACCCCCUUCCCCAUCUCCUUACCUCACUAAUGGAUCUAUGCCUUAUAGUCCUACUGACUCCAGUCCAGUGAGGGCUUAUGGUUAUGGGCAGAAUAGGCCGAGUUACCAGGGUUUCCAAGCCCCAAACUAUCAAACAUCCCAGCCACAGCAGGGGUUAGCGCCAGGCCCGUAUGGAGGGGCAGGGCGAGGGGACACUGGCAAGAAACCAAAUAAUGGAAAUAUGAGCAAAGGGCAGCAGAUAUGGAAUCGCAUGAAACAGGCUCCUGGAACUGGAAGUGUAAAGUUUAACAUUCAGAAACGCCCAUAUGUAAUGUCCAAUCAGAGUUUUGUAGCUGGUGAGCAACAAAAUGGAUCCUCUACGUCCAACACAACCACAUCAGCAACUCCAGUGUCUUCAGUAACAACAGCUACCACUGCGGGUGCUUCUCAGGCUGGGCCCCAAGACUGGCCCCAGGCCAUGAAGGAAUAUGUGCAGCGUUGCUUUACAGCUUGUGAGACAGAGGAAGACAAAGACAGGACAGAAAAGGUGCUAAAGGAAAUUCUGCAAAGCAGACUGCAAGAUGGCUCAGCGUUCACCAUUGACUGGACAAGAGAACCUCUGCCAGAGGUGAAACCUAGGCAGUCCCGAUGGGAGACAGCACCUCAACGCUCUCAAGAGAACACUCUUGGUCGAGGGGGAGCCACUCGAGGUAGGGGUGGGGGUCGGCUGGGUAACUACAGAAAUGUGUUUUCACAAAGGAGCCCCUCGUCCAGUUCAUCCCACUCCUCUUCACGGUCUCCUUCUCCUCAUAGCCGUUACAGAGAGAAAGGCAGACAUCGUCGCAGUGACUCUGGCUCCCAGUCUGACAGCAGCAUGUCAAGCGACCUCCGACCUCUCUCCCGACGACAACAACGAGCUGGGAGAGGCCGUGGGGAAGAGAGGGAAAAAGGGAGAGGUGCCACAGGAGAAAGAGGCCGAGGGAGAGGAGGGAAAGCGAAUCGAGGGCGAAGGAAUGACGAUCUGGCUGGUGUCUUUGGUAAAAAGCGCAAGGGUGGAACAGCAGGCCUGGACUUUCACGACCCCAACCGUGAGGCCAAAAAGCAGAGCCGUGCAGCACGAUUCCACACCAAGCGCACUGAGCCGCUGGUACUGAAUAUCAAUGCCACUGAGCUCCCGAAUGCCACUCAGGAAGGCCUCAGCUGGGAUGAAUGCCCUAUUGUGGGUACUUGCCAGGACAUCACCAAAAACUAUCUGCGUCUGACCUGCGCCCCUGAUCCUGCCACCGUGCGACCUGUGUCUGUCUUGCGCAAGUCACUGGUUGCAGUGAAGGCUCACUGGAAGGCCAAUCAGGAUUACCUGUAUGCCUGUGAACAGAUGAAGUCAAUACGACAAGACCUCACUGUCCAAGGGGUACGAACAGACUUCACAGUGGAGGUCUAUGAAACACAUGCCCGUAUUGCCCUGGAAAAGGGUGACCACGAGGAGUUUAAUCAGUGCCAGACACAGCUUAAGGAGCUUUACAAGGAGUGUCCAUCAAGCAACGUAGGAGAAUUCACCGCCUACAGACUGCUGUACUACAUCUUCACUAAAAACUCUGGAGACUUAACCACUGAGUUGGUGUAUCUCACCCCCGAACUACGUCAGGAUGACUGUGUGUCUCACGCUCUUGCACUCCGUGCCGCCUGGGCACUUGGAAACUACCAUCGCUUUUUCCUUCUGUACAAGAGAGCACCACGUAUGGCGGCUUACCUUAUUGACAAAUUUGUGGAGCGUGAGAGAAAGUUAGCUCUGAGGGCUAUUCUUAAAACGUUCAGGCCCUCUGUGCCGGUGGAGUAUGUACAGUCCAGUCUGGCCUUCCCUUGUUUAGAUACAUGUUUAACUUUCCUGACAGGGCUCGGAGUUACUUUUAUUCAGUCAGAUCCUAACAAGAUAGAUUGCAAAGCCAGCUCAGCUUGUCUCACCACUUAGUAAAGUAUAUGGAAGAGGUGGGAGUAUUUAAAAGUCAAAGGGAAUGAUGUGGGACCAGAUAUCUACAUAGUAUAGCCAGCCUAUUCUAUCUUAGAGAAUGAAAAUGUACAACAUGGAUUACACUUAUUUAUAUUCUUAUUACUCUUAUAGAGUAUUACAUGCAUACAGAAAUGAACUGUAAAGACACACAUAUAAUGACGUAGCGUGAUGGUGACUAGCUGAUCUGCUUAUACUUGAAGCCUCAGAGUAUUAACACUGGGAGAAAAGCUGCCUAUAUGACACAAGUCCACACAGUAAUCAGAAAUAGACCAAGUGCAUCAGCUCUGUAGUUCAUCUUCGACUAUCACUUAGAGAGGCUUAGGUAGUUCACAGAAAGUUUCCAGGUCUCCCGUUUCCCCAGGCCUCACAGAUCAUUUUGCAGCUAAUGAUGUUCUGUGUUCUAAUGUUUUUCUUCCCUCAAGCCAACAGCGUCAAAGCUCAUAUGAAGAGAAUGUCCUUGAAAACCAAAGCUGUGAAGACAAGCCGAUCAUAUGAAGACAUCCUGCCUGCCUCAAGACAAAGAUGGUGGCUGCAAGCUGUCUGUUACAGAUUACAAGGUCCAGCGGUGCUUCCCAAAGCUGUCAUAUUCAGUGGACUUUGUCUUGCACUGAUGAUUGAUGAUGGCAGUCUGGUGAGAUGGUUUGUAUGCCACCAUGUGUGUCUUCUUCUUUGGCCCGUCAUGAGAGCAAUCGAGAGUCUUUUAUCCCAGGUAUGGACUUGAUGCAGCAUGGCAAGAUAGAAGUGUGCUCGGUUAGAUUUCCUUCUACAUUGUGACCUACACACACUCGACCCACACCUUAAAUCUGCCCAGCAAGUUCACUGAAGAGCAUAGCCCACUGUAACAUCUGCAGGAAGACAAAGACUCAGUGAAAGGAUAAGAAGCCCUGCAGCAGAAUCUACUGAGUCUAGAACCACGGAAGUUCACAGCCUGAGUCUGUGUUAGGCUGCUUCACCAAAUCAACAGCAUUUAUUCCUAGAAGAUCAAGAUCACCCUACCAGAGAAAUAAUACAGAGUGCAUCAUUUGAAGUGAGGCAGUGAUCCUGCCAGCAGUGUGAGACCUGUAAGGCAGCAGAAGAAAGGAGCGGAGCAGAGCAGCUGUAAUCACCUCGGCCAGGUGACACAGUAGGAUCUGAAAGCAUAUGGGUUUGUAUCUGUCCUGACCCUGAGUACAUGUUUGUGCGUGGUAAGAAGAAGGAACUUGGCUGAUUAUAAGAUGGGGAAAUAUUGAUCCAGCAGCAGAUUUUUUUUUUUUUUUUUUUACACUGUGAUGUUUUUCAGAUGCCAUUUGAUAUAAAAGUGAAACCUGUCACAUGAGUAUGAUCUGAUCCAUCGUAAUUAAUGUUGAAGGCUUCAUUAAUGAUUUUUUACCAACUCCUAAGGGGAAUAUUGGUUAUCAUCUUAAGAUAAAAAAAUGUAGUUGUUGAUGCAGGGUUGCUUUAUGCACAAACAUUUGAGCAUUUCCUGGAGAGUAGACUAAAUCUGGCUUACCUAUGCUUUUACUUUUAUGGUUUUACCAAAGAUCAUGGUCUAGCUUGGUGUGUUGGAGCCUGGAUCGGAGCAUGGUGAAUUUAGUCUUGUUCCUGAGCACAGAUGUUUAUCAUUGGUUUAUCUUUGAGUUAUCUUCAGGUUAAGAACUUUUAUGUGUGGCAGGGUAAAUAUUGUAUAGAAAACCAUUAUUUGCUUUCUUUUGCCCCUGGGAAUAAAUGGGUGGAAUUUCAAGUUUGCAAUGGUAAGUGUUAUUGUAGGUCAGACAGUAAAUUUAACUGGAAGCCAUUUUAAAACCAAAGUUUUGUUAAAUUAAAAUUUGUGUAAAGGAGUUUUGUAAAAUAUAUAUGGAAAAUUGAGAGCAGAGUAAAUAUCAUACUUCUGUGUUACCAGAGAUUAAAAAAAAAAAAAAAAAAUUAGUAUGGACAGGUCACUUUUCCUUGUGGGUAACUAGGAUUUUCUAUCAGGUUUUUUUUUUUCUUGAAAGCCAUACCCCCUGUGAUUCUUAGUGUAAAUGUUUUUCAUUCAUAUGCUGUUAUUUUAACUACCGUCAUUUUUUGCUUUUUUAUCCUGUUGCUUAGUCACUGCCAGUUUCCCUAGGGUUUUUUUUUCCCCUUCCAUGCUGGGUUUUUGGAUGCUCACAACAAGAGAAAGAUUUGUUUUAUAAGUACUGACCCCACACCAGUUAACACCACUUUUACACUUUUUGUGCAGUAAUGAUUUGAUGUUUAGCUUUUUUUUUUCCUUGCCUCCCACUUAUUUGGCCGUACAGAACAUCAGUUCAGUCGUGUUAACUGGUGUAUUCAGCAUCAGUACUUCUGUUUGUUUAUUUGCUUGUUUGUGAAACAUUUAAACACUUAGAGUAUGUAAGGAUAAGUAAUUACCUGCUGCAUUGCCUUUUCCUUUCUAAAUGUAGUUACUAUUGCUUUGUUCUGUAGAAUGUUUCAUUUUCAUCUUUUUUUUUCAUUUAAUUGUAACAGAAAUUACCUGUGUCUUUAACACCUUAUUUCACGAUAAAUAUCACAGUUGGAUUAUCCUGUGCAGCACCAACCCGAUUUCCCCCAUCUUCUGCUCCCUCUCUCUCCUGUUCUUAUGCUCUCUUUUCUCAUUACCAGAUUUCUCUUUUGUCUUUGCAGUCAUGCAUAAUGGAAGCUAAAGGAGGGAUGAAAAGAUGAAAAUGAGAGAGAAACCUGUAUCCAGAGUUGAACUGAACGCUGGAAAGUGGCCACACCUGAAACAGAAAUAUAUUCACUUUGCUAAACCAUUGUUUAAUCCAAACAUUAAUGAGUCUGUCUACAAUGUAUAUGCCU